This is a messenger RNA of Phlebotomus papatasi, 1729 nucleotides long. RefSeq names its product probable lysine-specific demethylase 4A (gene Kdm4A). The transcript is spliced from 3 exons. The record is from RefSeq and is a predicted model, not a curated record. Gene Ontology annotation, cellular component: nucleus. The coding region runs from base 115 to 1428 and encodes 437 amino acids. Lineage: Eukaryota; Metazoa; Arthropoda; Insecta; Diptera; Psychodidae. Gene Ontology annotation, biological process: chromatin remodeling. Gene Ontology annotation, molecular function: histone H3K9 demethylase activity; histone H3K36 demethylase activity.
AGUGACGUCAAUGUGUCAAUUUUUUUCUGUCAAAGUGUUUACAUUUUCCUCAAUGUUUUGACCCGAGAUUUUUCCAAUUUUCUCCCUGAUCGAGAGUACAAAACCACGUGAAAAAUGCAGAGAAUGGAGCCACGGAUAAUGGUGUUUAUGCCAAAUUGGGAGGAAUUCAAAGAUUUCCCAAAAUAUAUUGAAUAUAUGGAGUCAAAAGGUGCUCACAAAGCAGGUUUGGCUAAGAUAAUACCACCCCCUGAAUGGGUACCUAGAAAGGAUGGCUACAACUUGGAUGACAUUAAUAUUACCAUUCCCACUCCUAUCACCCAGGAAGUUAAGGGAAUGCAGGGACUCUACCAGCAAUUUAAUCUUCAGAAACGCCAAAUGACCGUAAAGCAAUUUCAUCAAUUGGCAGAGUCAGAGCGCUACAUGACGCCCAAGUAUUUUGACUAUGCUGAUCUAGAGAGGAAAUACUGGAAGAAUGUCACAUAUAUUGCCCCAAUUUAUGGAGCAGAUGUCAGUGGAUCCCUUACAGAUCCGGACGUCAAAGAAUGGAACAUCAACAGUCUAGGCACGAUACUUGACUACGUGAACAAAGACUAUGGGAUCUCAAUAUCGGGUGUUAAUACAGCUUACCUGUACUUUGGCAUGUGGAAGACAUCAUUCGCUUGGCACACAGAGGACAUGGAUCUCUAUUCAAUUAAUUAUUUACAUUUUGGGGCACCCAAAACAUGGUAUGCGAUACCACCCAAAUACGGUAGAAGGCUCGAAAAGUUGGCCAAUACCACCUUUGCCGACAACUACAAGGCUUGCCCUGCUUUCCUACGACACAAAAUGACUCUUAUCAGUCCUCAAGUUCUACGUCAGAACAAGAUUCCCUUCAACAAAAUUACCCAAGAACCAGGAGAGUUUAUGGUCACCUUCCCCUUUGGCUAUCAUGCUGGCUUCAAUCACGGUUUCAAUUGCGCCGAGUCUACGAAUUUUGCCUCACCCAGAUGGGUGGAAUAUGGGAAAAGAGCUUCCCAAUGUUAUUGCCGAAGUGACAUGGUUAAGAUCUCCAUGGAGACUUUCGUGAAGCGCUUCCAACCCGAAAGAUAUGAAAAAUGGCUCAAUGGAAUGGACAUUGGUUGCCAUCCUGAGGAUCCAGAUAAAAUAUGUGCAGCCCCACCGCCUAGCUUGAAUGCCUACAGGUGUCUGGAGGAAUCUGAAGAACCAUCCAAUCAAGAGAAUGAGGAAGAGAUAUUGGCAGUAGAGGAAAUCGUGGAGAAUGAUGCAGAAGAAGAAGAUGAAGAGAUCAAGAGAGAAAGGGAGAUAAAGAGAUGUUGGGAGAAUUUGGACAAACCCCGUGGUCAGGCGAUAAAUCUCCUGCCAAAUGGUGUCCGGGAAAAUACGAAGAAAAUGCGUUUUCACACAAAGCUCAUCAUUUUGGAGGAUUAGUGUAACUUCUCUGAAAAGUGCAUAUAUAUAUGGAUGUGACAGUGCACCUGGGCAAGAUGCUCCAGGGGUGAUUAUUUUAUGUUUUGAAGGCAAUUCUCUGCGAGAACUGCGAGGAAAUAGAAAAGUUGUGAGGAGAUUAUCACUGUUUUUGAGUGACCGACGCGUAGAGAAUAAAUGUGUAGUGGCAAUUAUAUCGACAAGACUGAAAGAGGGUCUUUUCACUCACCAUGCGAAGAGUAUUUCAUUGUAAAUUAUUUUAAAGUUUUGUGCUUAUUUUAAUAAAUACAUUUAUCAAUCACCA